GUACGCUAUGUCCUUGCUAGUGUACUGAUUGCAGUGUUGACAGUUGCCUACGCAUUUUUUACUCGUAAGCAAUAUUACCCUGCAGCGAUUUGGAUUACAAAUACCAAUUCAUGUUUGUUGGUUAUGUAUAAUUUAUUUUUUGCCGUAACUGCAUUUUUUGGGAACUUAAUGCGAAUUAUUUUUUUGGGAUCAUUACGAGCUUCCGAAUUAGAUCACAUUUAUGAACAGUCAUGGGUUUCUGUAACGGAAACGUUAUUUGCCAUGACCAUUUUUCGAGAAGAAAUAACUGGUGGUUUUCUACUUUUUUUCACAACCCUAUUUUUUUUCAAAAUAUUUCACUGGCUUGUCGCUGACAGAGUUGACUACAUGGAGCAGUGCCCUUCUCUUAGCCGUACGUUUUAUCUAAAAGUUGUCACACUACUCACUCUUUUGGGUAUCGUGGACCUUAGUUUUAUUACUUACUCAAAGAAGAACAUAAUGACUUAUGGUCCGUCUAUGCAUAUACUUCUGAUGUUUGAAUUUUUAAUCUUGGGAACUAGUUUACUUUCUGUCUUUCUUAAAUUUAUGUUGAAUUUAAUCGACGCCGGGUUCUCCGACCCUUGGGAGAACAAGUCCGUGUACAAUUUUUAUCUUGACUUGGUUAUUGACUUUGCUCGUUUAGUCCUGUAUCUUUCCUUCUUUUACUCGGUCACUGUCUACUACGGAGUGCCUCUUUAUCUUCUGCGGGAUCUUUAUUUGAUAACCCGCUCGUUUUAUAAACGCCUGCAUGACAUGAUACAGUACAACCGGGCCACUAUGAACAUGAACGAGAGAUACCCCGAAGCAACUCCCGAGGACCUUUCACUGGUAGACAACACGUGCAUCAUCUGCCGUGAAGAAAUGACGGCUGCUAAAAAGCUGCCCUGCGGGCACGUUUUCCAUCGGCACUGUUUGCGGUCUUGGCUGGAAAGACAACAGACCUGCCCCACCUGCCGUCUCUCUGUGUUGGCCGAUCGGCGGCCGAAUCCUCUACUACCAGUGUCGGUUCCGCAAGGGAUCUCGACAGGAAGUGGACGCCCCCAACUGCCUCAGCAGCUUGUAUUACCGCAAUUUUAUCAGCACCUCCUUCGCCGAAUCAAGGAAAGCCGGAAGUCUGAGGGUAAUGAGAACUCGGCUUCGGGGGAUUCCUCGGCUAGCAGCAGCCUCACCCUAGACCCUUCCGAUCUUUUUUUUAAACCCUUGGCUCCUUCUGAGGGCUUCAAGGAAAAUUCUUUUCCUGCUGCUAGAUCUUUUGAAACUCUCGGUUCUUAUGAAGAAUGUGAACGUGUCAUUACCGAGAAAUUGGCAGCCCUUCAUAAUAUCACCAUUCAACUUCAGAAAGCUUUUAAGGAAUUGGGCGGCCACUUGUCUGCUAUUGAACGAUCGCGUGAUAAGAGAACUCCUCAAACGCCUGCUUAA
Messenger RNA from Zophobas morio, 1437 nucleotides. RefSeq names its product E3 ubiquitin-protein ligase synoviolin-like. The transcript has 12 exons. Lineage: Eukaryota; Metazoa; Arthropoda; Insecta; Coleoptera; Tenebrionidae. The coding region runs from base 124 to 1437 and encodes 437 amino acids. The record is from RefSeq and is a predicted model, not a curated record.